Messenger RNA from Histoplasma mississippiense, 627 nucleotides. RefSeq lists its product with no specific name. Bases 1 to 627 code for a protein of 208 amino acids. Gene Ontology annotation, cellular component: fungal-type vacuole; plasma membrane. NCBI's taxonomy places the organism in Eukaryota, Fungi, Ascomycota, Eurotiomycetes, Onygenales, Ajellomycetaceae. The record is from RefSeq and is a predicted model, not a curated record. The transcript has 3 exons.
AUGUCGGCGACAGCCAGGGCCAGUUGUAAGGAGAUAUCUCCACAAUGCCCCGUCGAAUUCACCCCGCUAGGGUACUUCCCGAAUUUAGGUGCAAAUAUCUUUUUCUGCUGCUGUUUCGGGAUUUUUUUCCUUGUCGCCUUUGUGGUGGGGGUGUGGAAAAAGACUUGGACGUUCACAUUUGCCCUUAUCUCUAUUGCUGCGUGCUGGAAUGCGUCGCAUGCUGCUCUCGCCGUGGGCCCUGGGAUUUCCCGCAUAAAGCCCUACCUAUACACGUGGAUCUUUAUCCCGUGUGAUAUAAGCUGUCUUGUCUUGCAAGGAAUUGGUGGCGGUGUGGCAGCGAGUGGCGACCAGAAGAAUGAUAAAAGCCUGUUGGACAAUGGUAAUCGCAUAAUCAUGGCAGGCAUCGGCCUUCAGGUUGGCGUACUCUCGCUUUUCGGGAUAGUGGCCCUGGACUACUAUUGGCGCGUAUCCCGUUACCAUCGCACAUCGGUUUCCACCGAUGGGGAACGGGAGGCAUGGAGGGACGGGAAAUUCCGCAAUUUCGCCGGCGCUGUGUCAAUAGCGUAUCUAACCAUCUACGCUAGAUGCGUAUACCGCAUUGCAGAGAUGGCUGGAGGCUGGGGGUAA